AUGGGGAUUUUGGGGCGGAAACAGAUCGCCUGCUCCCGCAAGAAGCCAAGAAGGCGACACCGCCGCUUCCUCCGCUGGCCUGACGCAGCCGCCGCCGACGGCUUCAAGGCCCGCUUCCAGGCCAACUCGGGGAUCCCCUCCUCCGACGUCCACGAAUCGAGGUACUCCUCUUCCACCUCACAUCUCCAUCUCCUCCGCAUCACCCCUUCCUCUUCCUCAACGGCUCACUCGCUCCCUUCCUCUUCUUGCAAGUUGCCAAGAUCUGUGGGGAGGUGCUAUAGGCCUUCCUUCACGGACCUCCAUACUGAGCGCCGACGCCAAGCUGCCGCCGACCCAGGCCUCCACACUCGUGCUGCCGCCGACGCCAAGCUGCCGCCAAGAUCCAGGUCGCUAGGAACCCAACCAAUACAGUCUUCGUUUAUGCGCAUGAUUUUCAGCAAGCUCAGAAAUGCUACAAUGACUGCUCAGAGGUUCAAGCCUUCCUCAAUUGCCAUCAGAACUAGGUGGUGGUGUCUUCUGUCUUGUGGUGAACCCUUGGUUUUUGAGUAGGCGUUCAAGUGGUGUCUACUUGAUCUCUGUAGAUAUAUACCUGCUUCUGCUUGUAUGGCUGACAACUAGUUGCUGCUUGCAAAAAAAUCCCACUACUAGUUGCUGCUUGUA
Molecule: messenger RNA, 660 nt
Organism: Panicum virgatum (switchgrass)
Lineage: Eukaryota; Viridiplantae; Streptophyta; Magnoliopsida; Poales; Poaceae
Exons: 4
Coding region: 1-549 (182 amino acids)
Source: RefSeq, a predicted model, not a curated record